This is a messenger RNA of Metarhizium acridum CQMa 102, 3078 nucleotides long. The record is from RefSeq and is a predicted model, not a curated record. Lineage: Eukaryota; Fungi; Ascomycota; Sordariomycetes; Hypocreales; Clavicipitaceae.
AUGGAGAGGAAGCAGCAGCCCGUCGCAUCAAAUUCGGCGACCGGCGUAUCCUUUGUUACCCCAAAUCCGUCACCGCCCACGCCCGCCAAACUCACUUUCUCCGCCGUGGAUAAGACGCCUCGGGAAGUCUCUACAUUUUCGCGGUCUUUCGAAGAAUAUUCUUUGGAGAUAUGGGACGCUGCACAAUCACAGAUGAAGUUUUGUAUCGAUGCCUUGCAGUCCAAAUGUAACAAGAACAAUGGCAAUUUUAAAGCGGAAGUCGGUGUCAAUCCCUAUGUUAGAAGGAUUUCUUCUCUCGAAAACAUCAUACGGGUCUCAGCCCACCAAUCCCCCCACGCCUCUCUGGCCUGGGUAGCCUCUUUGAUGUCUAUACGGAGCCUGCUCUAUCCUACUCUGCAGCCCCUUGCCGCCAAAUCUGGGAUUGUUUCCACUCUAUCAAAGAUGGAAUGGUAUCUCAUGCUGUCCGACCUCGUCUUGCAGCAUGGUGACUUGGACAGAGAAAACCCACUGAAGAGUCAAAGCGGCAGCACUCAUCGGCUUGUACAAGGCCAUUCUUCAUUAUCCUUUUUCAGUGCUGGAAUCAUCCAAUUAUUUAAGCCAGGGUCACUAGUAGAUUCGGAUUCAUCAGCCAUGAAGCAGACGACCUACCUUGAAAAACUCCUGGCAAAGCUACACGUUGUGUUCGCCACCACGGCGCGAGAGUACUUUGCCGACUCACAGGAUUUCUACGCCAUGUCCCUGGUCCUCUACAACCUGAUACAGGAUCCUGAACUUCCCCGGACAUACUUUGUAAUCGACGCAAUUGAACGGCUCUCCGGGGAUAUAGAUGUCAACCUCACAGCUCCACCCAGUUACACGGACACGGGCAAACCGGGCUCUAUGGAACUUUCGGACAAGGUUCGGUGGAUGCUGUCUCUCGAUACCGAGAGCUGUGACGCAACGUUGGCCGCUGUGGACAAAAGCAUGCAGCUCCAUCUAACUAUCAACUCGGCUACACCGCAUGUUCGCAAAAUUGCCCUCGAACACGCGGCUUCCAAGGUCGCCGCGACUGCUGACUCCGUAAGCUAUAGCGGCACGCUCCGUGAAGCCGUCGUGCAGAAACUUCAAGAGGUACCAUCUGGCAACUUCUUAUGGAACGCCCCGGAUAUUCUGGACACGCUGACCAAAGACACGCCAGAUGUGGAAUCUAUGUAUCGGCGGGGCUUUGAAGCUAUCGGCCACCUCGGAGACGAAGCCAAAAGUUACUGCGACGAUAUUCUCUCGACCGCAGCCAUAGCGUGGCGGCCGCUUCGCAUCACCAUCAAUGUCUGGGACGUUUCCACCGGUCGAUUGUUGAAGUGCUUGAAAAGAGUCGAGGAGAAGGAGGCGGGAGAAGACUAUGCGCCUGAUUCUUCACAACAAAGCGAGUCCUCUACCAUGUUUGAUGUCUGGGAUAUCACCAUCACCCCCUCCGGAGACAAGCUUGCCGCUGCCAUAAGCAACGCCGUGCAUGUCUGGGACCUCUGCAGGUUUCAAAAGAUGGCAGUGUGGUCAGACACGAAUCACGUGGGCAACGAUAUAAGGCGUGUCAGGUUCUCUGCCGAUGGUGAAUUUUUAGCUUCCUGUGCAGCUUCAGAGAUAACCAUCUGGAGUGUGCAGACUGGCUGUCCGCUUCGCAAACCAUCGCACCGCGCGCAUAUGGCGGACGGAGACAGGACACUACAACUACCUCUAUUUGCGUACGAGAGACCAAAAGAUGCGCUUGCCUUUUCAACCGACUCGAGAUUUCUCGCAUCAUGCGGGAAUGGCCCGACAGUGCGUAUUUGGAACCCCAAGUCUGGCGAGAUGCUAGCAGAGUUGGCGUGCGGUAAAGCACAUGCAGUCAUCAACAGCGUCUCGUUUUCGCCCAAUAGCUCUCGAGUGGCUACGGGAUGCUAUGACGGAACUAUAAAUGUCUGGAAAUCGGCGUCGCCUGGGAACUGGGAAAGCGGGGAGAGACAGACUCAGCCGAAACGAGUUCUGGACGAUCCCGGGCGCGUCCCUGUGUCGGUCUCUUUUGCUCCUCAUGAUAACCGACUGGCAUAUAGGGACUACGAUGCAGUAAAGGGCGGAUUAUAUGGAUGUCUACGAAUCUGGGAUGUGGCCGCGGACAAUGAAACGACGAGCGCGGCCCUGCUAACCAAGUCCGUGGCCGCCGGGACUGAGAAUCAGCACCCUAUGACGCUUAUGGCCAUAUCCAUGGACGGAAAAAAAGAUUGCGCCGAGCAAACGAUAGAAGCGAAGCAUCAUCUUCUUUCUGAGCAGGGGGAUAAGGACUGGAUCAGGGCCAUUGCCGUUUCUCCUAAUGGGGAGUGGAUAGCGACAGCGUCGCACGGUGACACGGUGUGCCUCUGGAAUAUUUCCGCUUCGGCACAAUCCAGCAACAGGAAGAGUGGUGCGUUAGACAAAGACAGGAUCGUGGCUGGAGAGUUGUGCGGUCACAGAGGCUCCUAUUUGAGCGUAGCUUUCUCUCCCGACGGCAAACGUUUGGCCUCGACGGGAACCGAUUUGCGUGUCCUGAUAUGGAAUGUCGACGGUAACAACGAAGGGGAGAACAGGCCAGUCGUGCACAUGUCGAAUCCCCACAUUCCCACUCUCCCCAAAGGGGUGGUGUUCUCAGCCGAUGGCAGCAGAGUGAUAUCGGUCUUGUCCGGCGGCACCGUAGCUGUUUGGAGCCCGGAGCAUCAGCAAUGCCGCCUGGUAGUGGAUGCCACUCAUCUUUACCAUUGGCCAUUUAGGUCGAUGCGCAUCGACCCAGACCAUCCAGACGUGCUGUUGACCGAAUACGGCGCCUGGCCUGUCGAUAUUAGCCAAGCGGCCCUGGACAGAGCCGUGGAAGCACAGUUGGCGUCCUGGCCGCCAUCCGAGCCUGAAUCCCCCAUGGUGUUGCGAAUGCCGCCAAUGCCAAUGCGCCCGCCCGCCAGGGCCGCCUUUGGCCUGACAGGCAAUUGGCUGGGUCGACAUUGGCUUUUAGGCAGCAGGGAACCAGACAUGUUUGAACUAGGUUGGGAGGGAGAGACAGGAGAAUGCAUACCACCCGACCAUUGCUCGCCUACCUGA